Heterobasidion irregulare TC 32-1 is the source of this 507-nucleotide messenger RNA. RefSeq lists its product as uncharacterized. The record is from RefSeq and is a predicted model, not a curated record. The coding region runs from base 1 to 507 and encodes 168 amino acids. Lineage: Eukaryota; Fungi; Basidiomycota; Agaricomycetes; Russulales; Bondarzewiaceae. The transcript has 2 exons.
AUGCUGGCAACUGGAGCAGGCCGUGCCUCGGCAGCCAUUGGGGCUCAAAAUGGCAUUCUUGUUAUGAUCACGUUCUGUCGGGCCUUAACGGCGGUCUAUACCGACACGAUCAUCACAAAUAUCAAGCGGCCUCACAAGGAGAGGCAUACAACAAGUGGGGAUAUAGACCCCCAUCGAGAAAGCGUUACUGCACACACUCUGGAGCAAGACCUAGGCCAGGAAUAUCCACCCGGCACUAGACGUAUCAAUAACCAACUCCGUCAUAACAAUCGCCCUAUCCGGCACGAAGGGGAUUUCUGGGUCUACGAAGACAAUAACAGAUACGCCCCUCCGAAUUACGAUAACUGCUCAUACCGAAACGGGCGUUAUUACUUCACCCUUGAAGAUGGAACAGAAAAAGAGGAUAUUUGGAACGAAACAGAAGCUCAGUGGGAACUAGCCCCACAAUACAGGGAACCGGCGCCGGUAAUACCCGAAGACUCGGAGCAAGAGGAAACAACCUCAUAA